ACGAUAAGUAAAUGCUAUAUGUUCAUUACUUUUAGGAUAGGUUAGGUUAUCUAAAGGGGUAUAUAUAUACCUACAGUUUUAGUAACCUGUCUCUUGUCUUCUAUAGAACUCUGCAGUCAUGAAAGUCUUUGUAGUCGCCCUUCUGCUUGUUCCCCUGGCACAUUGUCUUUUCCUGGACCAGUUUGCAUCCUUCUUUGAUGUCUCCGAGCUGAAGGCCGUUGUCCAGAAGAUCGCUGACAGCAUCGGAUCUGAUGCCACCGAGGCUGCUUGUGAGACCGAGUGCGCCACCGUCCUGCACAACAACGCCCUCCUCUCUAGCGGCUGCGACCUCGUCUGCAAAUCAUUCCAGAGCCUUGUGACCCGCUUCCACAUCGCCUAGACUUUGGCACUGGUUCCAACAAAUAAAACUGAACAUAAUUGUU
Molecule: messenger RNA, 422 nt
Organism: Haliotis rubra (blacklip abalone)
Lineage: Eukaryota; Metazoa; Mollusca; Gastropoda; Lepetellida; Haliotidae
Exons: 4
Coding region: 119-379 (86 amino acids)
Source: RefSeq, a predicted model, not a curated record